Galendromus occidentalis (western predatory mite) is the source of this 2514-nucleotide messenger RNA. RefSeq lists its product as uncharacterized. The record is from RefSeq and is a predicted model, not a curated record. The coding region runs from base 1 to 2514 and encodes 837 amino acids. Lineage: Eukaryota; Metazoa; Arthropoda; Arachnida; Mesostigmata; Phytoseiidae. The transcript is spliced from 4 exons.
AUGGCGCGAAUGCCAUGCACGCAGCAAGAUGACGGAUGGUCGGAUUCGGACUCGUGGGAAUCGUCAACAACAUGUACUUUCGACUCCUCAUUCCUUGGAACUUCUUCUGGCAAUUCGGAUUGCGCCCAAAAUCCAUCUCCGUCCCCACUUUCUGAAGCUGAGCGCAGCCGAAGAUAUCGGCAACGUCUUAAACAUAAGAAACAGGUUGAAGCCGGCGGAAAUUCUCAUCGAGCUUCCGAAGAGUUCAGAGAGAGGUUCAUCAAACAAGAGUUCGGACACCCAUGCUCCGUAUGCGAUCGACUGUGGUUUCGCAAUGAUUUACUCGCGGCACGGUCAGUGCACUCUGAAAAACUCCAAGAGAUCGGUUGCUCUACGACCGAUUCCCUCCUAUGCCACGCGUGCGCCCAGGCUCUGAAUAAUGGACGGAUUCCAACCUUGGCAGCAUUUAAUGGUUUCCGAUACCCACCUGUACCGUCAAAUUUGCCAGAACUUAAUGCAAUCACGACCCGCCUUGUUAGUCCCCGAAUACCAUCAAUUCAAAUUCGUCGCUUGCGACGGGACUCCGGAAAUUACUCUAUCGUUGGUCAAGUGAUUAAUGUGCCGAUUGACGUGGAAUCGACGGUGAAAAUUUUGCCACGAGAGCUCUCCGACGAUUACGCUUUCAACGUGUCCCUCAAAAGGCAUAUCAUACACAAGAGUACAGCCUAUUCUGGUUUGGUGAAGAAGAGUGACGUCAGAAUAUGGCUCGAGUAUCUUCAGAACACGCCAUUGUAUAAAUUUUACGACAUCAAAGUUGAUUGGAGCCGGCUCGACGAGGGAUCUACCGACGAAGUGGAAGAACUCGAGACCGUCGAUGGAGACAACGACGCCGAAAUGUUGCUCGCUAAUCAGCAUACGUUGUUAUGGAACGAAGGAAAGUAUUUGGUGAUCGCGCCGGGACAGAAAGCCACACCCCUCUGCAUCGUUUACGACGAGCACGCCGAAGAACUAUCCUUUCCCGCCGUGUAUUAUGGAAUGCCGAGACGAUUCAGGGAAGGACUCUCUGUCACACCAUUUCAAAUGGCCACUAGUGAGAUUCGUCGGAGAGACCGGCGCGGUGCCACACCCGAACAUAUUCUCUAUAUGGCUGCGAAAAUCAUGAGGUUCCGAGUGGCGCGAGGUCUUUAUGUGACUUAUCGCAACAGUGAUGAUUUGAAGCAUUUGACGCGUCAAAUGAUCGAGGAUGACCAGUCGCAAGGGCAGGGUCCAAGCAACACGCUUUCAGAACUGAAAGCCUUGAAAGCGGGCUGGGCAUCAGGGAAGUAUCGAUUCAGAGUAAUCUCGAAAAAUCCAGCAUUCGUGUGGGACAAAGAACAUAGCAAAGGAAAAUUGUUCUCCUGUGUCGUGGCCGACGAAUCGACAGACAUGAGACUGGCUGCAUUCAACAAGAAUUGCGAUGAUUUUGAGGAAAGGCUACAGGUGGGUCAAGUGUACGAGCUGGACAACUUCAAUUGCCGUGUGGCCAACCCGAAGUUCAACUAUACGGCAAGCAAAUACGAGAUCGUUCUGGACAAGAAGACGAACCUCCGACUCUGCGUCGGAGCUCUCUUGAACAUCACAGUCAAGGAUCCGGACUCCACAUCAUUGGGUAAACUUCAAAGCGUUGCUCCGAACGCGAUCGUCGAUGUUUGCGGCAUCGUCAUUCAGAUAUCGCAGCCUCAGGCUAUAGUUCGCAAGAGAGAUCAGAAAACAAUCCAGAAGAGAGACAUUCGCAUCAUCGAUGAAUAUCGGAGACCCGUAAUCGUCACUCUCUGGGAGACGGCAAUAGAGUUCCCGGUCAUAGAAAAUCUUCCGAUUUCGAUUAGGCGAGGACGGACGAACUCCUACCGCAACACUGUGAGCUUGAACUGCGAUUCGGGCGCGAAGCUAGAGUUCAACCUGACUACGGACAGAAUCCGAGCUCUGUCCGAAUGGUGGAAAGCGAACGAAGAGGACAGGCGGCAGCUAAGAACCCCUGAUCCUAAAUUGCAGAAAUGUAGAACGAUGAGCUUCGACGAAGUAGUAGACGAGCUGAGAGUCACACUCGAAGCAGCCGACUUGCCUCCAAUUAUCUUCAAGAACCACUUAAGAAUCGCAACCAUCGUUCAGGAGCCGCUGAUGUACAAAGCUUGCGCGAAAGAUAACUGCCGCAGAAAAAUGGAGGACCGGUCUGGGGGAUUCUACCGCUGUCCGAGCUGUCAGAUUCAGACGAGAGAAUUCACGUGGCGGUUCUUGCUGCGAGCCCUUCUUGAAGACGAGCCCACCGAAAUGUGGUGCACAAUUUUCAACGACUGCGCGGAAAAACUGCUGCGAUCGGACGCGAACACUUUCGCGCAACGGAUCGAGAAAGGGGAGAGCUUCGGCGCCCUGAUCGACGGAAUCACUGGGAAGAAAUUCGCGAUGAAAUUGAAGUACUCCGUGAGAGUUUACGAGAAUGAGCCGCGGCCUCAACUCAUUGUCAUGGAGACGAUUCCCGAGGAAGAGACCGAUCAAUGA